AUGGGAACGCUUGCGGGACACCUGCUUCCAGCCGUAGCCUUCCUCCUCUAUGCACUCUACUGUUCAGCGCUGCUGUCCCUGACUAUGCUACGGGGACAGAGGCUCCCCAAGCCACCUGUGUUCAUAAGAAAGAAGCACGGGCACAGGUGGCAGCAGGCAACAUACGAAGGAAUGGUGAAGGUGGUCAUGCCUCUCAUUGGCAUCACAUGUGAGUUAUUCUACCCCCCAGGGGUAAACCGGCUACCGAUGGUGGAUUGGAAGGACGCCGGGCGAUCGUUUAUUAACAAGGACAGCUGGCAGCACAUCACCAUGUAUUCGUUCUUUCUGACCAGCGGCGUGGUGGACAUUGUGAGCCACGCGUGCCUGGCCCGGCCGAGUCCGAAGCUGGAGCGAGCGGCUGAGGCGGCAGCUUUUUACGUGCUGGUGCUGCUGAUGUCGGCCCACGUUGAGAACAAGAGCGCCCUGGAGAUCCGCGUGCAUGCCCUCUUCAUGCUGCCCUGCUUCCUGGUAGCCCUGGUGCUCAGCGUUGAGAUCUGGGCCCCUGACCAGCCCCCACUCUGGGUGUUCAAGGCCUGGAUGGGGCUGGUGCUCAGCACUUGGUUGCUGCAGCUGUGUGUGAUAAUGUACGCGCCUCCCACCGGCCAGCCCUGGCGGGCAGACAACCCCACAGACCUGUCUUUCCUCACCUUCUUCUUCUGCUGGCACCUGGUUCUGGGGGCUGCCCUGCUGGCUGCCAUCUAUGGUCUCUGCAGUCUCUGGCACCACCGCUAUUCUUCCUGGACAGAGAGCCCGGGCGCCAGGUACCAGCCGUGUGCUGCCGAGCCCAGCAGUGAAGAACUGGAGAAGCUCCAGGCAGAGUCUGUCAUAUUUUGUUGGCCUCUGUUUCUUGUCACCAGUUUAGUCAAUUCCUUCAAAUCAUUAUCCAAUACUAUUCUGUGA
Messenger RNA from Jaculus jaculus (lesser Egyptian jerboa), 939 nucleotides. Its product is annotated as transmembrane epididymal protein 1A-like. The transcript has a single exon. The coding region runs from base 1 to 939 and encodes 312 amino acids. NCBI's taxonomy places the organism in Eukaryota, Metazoa, Chordata, Mammalia, Rodentia, Dipodidae. The record is from RefSeq and is a predicted model, not a curated record.